Capsaspora owczarzaki ATCC 30864 is the source of this 1270-nucleotide messenger RNA. RefSeq names its product mitotic check point protein. Gene Ontology annotation, molecular function: GTPase activator activity. Bases 7 to 1137 code for a protein of 376 amino acids. The transcript has 3 exons. Gene Ontology annotation, biological process: activation of GTPase activity. Lineage: Eukaryota; Filasterea; Ministeriida; Capsasporidae. The record is from RefSeq and is a predicted model, not a curated record.
CCAAAAAUGCAGGCGGACUUGUCGCUCGAUGCGAGCAGUCUGCGGGCCAAGUACGAGCAGCUGCUGGAGCAAGGGAACACCAACCCGCAGGACACCAGCGCACUGCUAGCCCAGCUGCGCGACCUCAUCCUCAAGCACGGCAUCCCCGAAGAGCCCUCUGGCCAGCUCGGGCGAGCGAACAGCACGUCCUGCACACUGCGAGGACGCAUCUGGAAAGUGCUGCUGGGCGUGCAGCGACUCGACGCAGAGUAUUACAUUGCAUUGGUCAAGGCGGGCAAGGCUCACGUCCACCAGAAGAUUAGAAACGACACGUUCCGCACGUUGCGUUCGGACAAGACGUUCAGCUCGAUCGUGACAGAGGCAGAGCUCAUUCGCGUGCUGAAUGCGUUCGCCAACUCGCAGCCACCGCCGCCAGGAUCCCGUCCCUCCUCUGUACUUGUCACAAACACUCCCUCUGCGCCAUCGCCAAUAAGUCCGCCCAGCGGCGGCAGCGGUAAUAGCGGAGCGGCUUCUACACCUGGCGCGGCAGCUCAGAAUGGCGGCUCACUGCCUCAACGACCGCCCACGGAUCUUGGUCUUCCCAACGCUGACCGAUUCCGAAUCUCCUACGUGCAGGGCAUGAAUGUUCUGCUCGCACCCUUGUUAUAUGUGAUGCCAGAGCUUGAUGCCUUCUACUGCUUUUCCCGCCUCAUCCUCACUUGCCUCCCCGCGUACGUCCAGCCGACUCUGGAUGGUGUCCAUGCUGGAAUGUCUCUUGUGGACAAGAUUCUUCAGCGUGUCGAUCCUCAGCUGCAUCAGACUCUGACCAAAACCGUCGAGACGCAGUUGUUCGCUAUGCCGCCCGUGAUGACACUUUCUGCUUGCACGCCGCCGUUGCACGAGGUGCUGCAGCUGUGGGACUUUCUUUUAGCGUUCGGUGUCCACUGCAACAUACCUUGCGUUGUGGCACAGCUCAUUCUGGUUCGGGACAAGCUACUUUCCAACGAGAAGACGCGGCGGUCGCUCAGUCGGCAAUUUCCCGACCUGGAUGCCCGCGCGAUCAUCACGCUAGCUGUGGUUUUGCUACGCGAUUUGCCAGACGACUGGUAUGAUGGGCUGGUGCGACAUCCUUUCGCGCCGCCAUCAGAUUCUCGGUAGAAAAGCCACGAAAGAAGCGGGUUUCGUGUUUUGUGUUUUUCUUUUUUGUUUGUGGAUCAAGUUUUAGAGUUGAUGUUGUCAAUGUAUGCCUGGAUGUGAAUAAUAGCAAGGGCAUGGGUUUUUUUGGUUUGUG